UCAACAUAUUUGUCGAUUCAUUUAGUAAUCGACUAAUAAUCGAUUCAUCGAAUAAUCCAACAAAAGUAAAAUUGAGACAAUUAGAAUUUUCCCCUUACACUUAUAUUAAAUAUUAAGUAUCCUUGACAAGGAACGGAGAAGUUUAUAAUCAGGCCUUGAUAAUCAGCAAAUAAAAUCUUCUGAGUAAUGACUCACAAAAUUAGUUGGAAACAAUUUGAGAAUAAAGGCAUUCAUCAGAAGUGGCCUCUGUGUGCUGUGUGUAGGGUUUGUGUCACAUUUCAGGUGACGUGUGACGUCAGUCUUGCGUGUGUGGAGAUAAAGCCCAGCAUGCAUAGUAUAGCUCCUGGGUUGGUUUCUUGAGUAAAUCAAUGCCUUGUAAAGCACUAUCACACAAUGAUAAUAAACGUCAUUAUCGGGUUUCCCCUGUCAUUCUGCUGUCAUGUGUGUUUCAUGUAAGAAUGAAACAUUUUUCAAGAACUUUAAAAGGAAGUGGAGUUUCCCCAGUGGUGCUCAGUACUGUAUAUAAUCCCUGUCGCGGAGGAGCCUGACAGAAUCCAAAGUCCAGACUCGGAGAAAGAGUAACAGCAGAGAGCCUGCAGCUACAGCACAAAAAGUCUCUACCUUAUACAUUUUGGGAGCAGGAAGCACGAGGCAGUCCAAACAAGAUGACUACAUCCGUCCCAAAGCACCAGGAGAUCUACAACCAGCAGGGCUUUCUCUCACCACUGCCUGUGUUGAAUGAGACAGAGCUGAGGGAGGCCAGACAUGCCUUUUCUGAGCUGGAGAAGGAAUUAGGUGAGGACUACACCCAGUACAGCCUCCACAAUGUCCACCUUCAGUAUCCAUGGGUGAUGGGCCUGACCAAACACCCUCAUGUCCUGGAGGUGGUCAAAGCCGUCCUGGGUCCGGACGUCAUCCUGCUCGACUCGCGCUUCAUCUGCAAAUAUCCAGUCCUCAAAGCAGCCGACGUGCAGGAGAAUGACAGAGGAGAAGCCAAACCUGAUGGGAAGAACGAGGCAAAUGUGCUUCCAUAUGUGGCCUGGCAUCAGGAUAUGAGGUAUUGGGGAGUUGCCGGUGGCCCUGUUCUGUCUGUGUGGCUCGCUUUAGAUGACUCACAGAAGGAAAACGGUGCCCUUCAGGUUAUUCCAGGCAGCCACUGCUCCGGCAUGUUGCCCCAUCGCCAGGCCAUCCGCCCUGGAAACUUGUUGUCAGUCAACCAGGAGAUCCCAGAGGAGCUGGUGCAGGCUGAUGACGCUGUGUUCUGCCCUCUUUUAGCCGGACAGAUGUCUGUCCAUGACGGGUUUCUCGUGCAUGCCAGCGAUCCCAACAUAUCCCCAAGGAGGCGCUGUGGGUUUGUGAUUCGUUAUGUUCCCACCUGUGCUUACCCUGUACAGGAUCCAGAUCGUCCCAGGAAAUUUCAUGCCACAAUGUUGGCCUGUGGAGAAGAUCGUUUCAAUCAUUUCUCCGACAGAUGAACAUGAACAUUCACUGGAACAGUCACUUUUAAACGUGAUGGGCAAAUUGAAAUUUCUGUUCAUAUAUGACAGGAGUAUCAUGUUCCAUUAUUCUACAGUACUUAUUUCUCCAUGAUUAUGAAUUGGAAAAUGUUUUUUUUAAUCAUCAAGACAACAGACUUUACUGUUUCUGUUACUAUAAAGCUUUCAAAUGAAUCCCAAAAUAAACACCAUAAGCACCAACCAUAAAUAAUACAGUUGCACUGUUUUCUCAAUGUAUUUAUAUCUUUGCAAAACACAAAAUAAAGCUCAAUAAAGUUUUCAA
This is a messenger RNA of Solea senegalensis (Senegalese sole), 1779 nucleotides long. RefSeq lists its product as uncharacterized. The record is from RefSeq and is a predicted model, not a curated record. Lineage: Eukaryota; Metazoa; Chordata; Actinopteri; Pleuronectiformes; Soleidae. The transcript is spliced from 7 exons. The coding region runs from base 666 to 1475 and encodes 269 amino acids.